AUGAAAAAUGGAGAGAACCCAUCAUUCACCGAGCUUUCAGAGCGAGCAUGGCUAAGGAGAGAAGUCGCUAUAGGCUACAUAAAAGGCGGUAAAAAGGUCAUCAAUCCGGUUCCAAAGACGGAACCUCUCUCCCUCGAAAUGACAGACUCAUUAAUCGUUAUAUCGGAGCUCGAAGGAGACCAACCCACCACACUAUGA
This is a messenger RNA of Arabis nemorensis, 198 nucleotides long. The record is from the annotation of a GenBank genome assembly. Lineage: Eukaryota; Viridiplantae; Streptophyta; Magnoliopsida; Brassicales; Brassicaceae.